AUGGAUAAUCUAAAUACAGCCCAGACUGCCAGUUCAAGUGGAGGCACAGGAGGAGUUGGUAAAGUGGUCACAAAAUCAGUAACUACUACAAGGCUGACAUCGCAAAGGGAUCUCUCCCUGAGUUCAGGAGGGUCAGGUGGAAGAGCUGCGUCAGGAGGCUCAGGAGGCACGAGCAGCUCAGUUCUGAUCACAUCCAGCAGCUCCAGCACUACCACCUCCGGGGAAUCUGGAGGCAUCAGCAUCACCACUCUAGGAGCUUCUUCUUCUGCUGUAUCUUCAGCUAGAGGAAGCUCUGCAGGGGGAGGGACUUCAGUGAGCGGAGGGAGUUUGGCCUCAGCAGCUGAAUUUAAGGCUGCUGGAAGAGGUUCUUCUAGCAUGUCCUCUGGUUUUGUGAGUGGCCGAGAGGGGAAAAGGGAAGGGGGCCUUGGUGCUGUAACAGUUUCAACAGUGACGAAGAGCAGCUACAGUACUGCUGGAUCUGGGGAAGCCAAGAGAGGAUCGUCCUCAGCAAUCACAUAUUCACCCGUCCAAAAAGAGAGGAAGACCAUAACUACCAUGGCAGCAGCCCUGUCAGAGGUGUUCGACGAGAGUUCAAGCACAAAUUCCUCUCCAGAGUAUAACAGAAAGGAGUAUGUCACAUCAAGUGCAAUUUCAACAUCUGCCACCAGAGGGAGAACUCAGAGCAGAGAGAGUGAGAUCAGAGCCCGGCUUCAGAGUGCUUCGCCUCCAGCAAGCUGGACUGAGCUGGAUGAUGUGAAGCGUCUUUUGAGAGGAACCAGCCCAAGCCCCCCCCGGUCCCGCAACAACACCCUACCCAUCCCCAAGAAAGCCAGUGUGGAGACCAGGACCAUGUCCGAGAGCUCCAGCGCAGACCACUACGGCAGCGUUUGGUCUGGAGGUGUGAGCAGCGACAGCUACAGUUACAGCACAAACCAUAACAACCUGUCCACAACCUCCACCCUUUACCAGUCAGGAGGAGUUCAGAACAACCUGACACUCAGCUCUCACUCUAUGAACGGUGGCCUGUCUGCUGGCAGCACUGUUCCUUUCUACGGAGUUCAGAAUAACCUGGCCGGUACCAGCCCUACUCUCCUCUCUCCCUCUGGAAGCAGCACACAGAUAGUCUAUGGUGUGCAGAAAAAUGCAUCUGGCCCUGGAAUGAGCCCAACCACUGUGAGACCCAGCAGUCCCGUUCAUGUAGAGGUCCCGGGCAAAGACUAUAAGUUUGUGCUGCUAGAGAAGGAGAACGCUCCUGUGAAGAAGGAGACGGAGCGUCUGAUCAUGACCAAAGACACGGUGAAGCAGUUCAUGUCUGCUGCACCUGCUAGUGCUUCUGGUACCUAUUCAGAAGACUCACUGAAGCGAGAGAAACAAAAACUAUCAUCCAGCACAAUGGAGGAGGGAACAGACGCUAAAUCUGCGUCAUUAAAAGUAUCCACAAAAGACAAAGCCACCUAUGCAGAGAUCCGAGAAGAUAAGUCGGGCCUCGGCUUCUUAUCCUGCUGCAGCUGGUGGAAGUGGCUGCUCGGCCUCCUGCUCAGCCUGCUCCUCCUCCUCGGACUCCUCUUUGGACUCAUCACUUUGGGCGAGAAAGUCAAACGCCUCAAGAACCGUGUUGAUGCUCUUGAAGCCAUCACUGGCACCGCAUCGGCCAGAUCCAGCCGCCUGUCAACCUCCUCUGGUGUCAACAUCAUCGACCCGCUGGACUCGUCGUACAUUGAGAGAAGUCCUGCUGGGUCCACACUGACUCGCACCGACAACAGCAUCAACCUGGAAGCUGCUGGGCAAGGAGGAGGCGCGGGAAGCGGACCAGGACUGGACAGUGCUGCCCUGCAUAGACUCGUCCAGCAGCUGGUCAUGGCUGAACUCCGCUCGGAUGUUGUAAGAGACACACUGGCAUACUCACUAAAAGGGGAGAGAGGAGAUCCAGGACCUAAAGGUGAUCCAGGGCAGCCUGGACAGAAAGGUGAUAGCGGAUUCCCUGGCCUGACAGGUCAUCCGGGCCAGAUGGGUCACCCAGGACUUGAUGGCCCACGAGGACCAAAGGGAAGUGCAGGUGAAUCAGGUGCUGAAGGACAACCGGGUCAGAAGGGCCGGGAUGGACAGAUGGGCCCCCGUGGCGAGACUGGACCCCCAGGCUUUGGAGAGAAAGGAGACAAAGGAACUCAAGGUGAGCAGGGACGCCCUGGUCUCGCUGGACCUGUGGGACCUAUGGGGCCAAAAGGUGCCAUGGGAGAGCAGGGGGCCUCAGGAAGCCCUGGUGCUCCUGGUAUAAAGGGUUUCCACGGAGAACCAGGACCUCCUGGAGCAAAAGGUGAUCGAGGAACAGCAGGGCUUCCAGGAGCCAAAGGAGACCUGGGAGAGAGGGGGCAACGUGGAUCUGCAGGUGAACCAGGACAAUCUGGGCCACAAGGACCUGCUGGACCAAAGGGACCUCAAGGAGUUGGUGGUGAAGCAGGUUCGAUGGGACCCCCUGGUGUGAGAGGACCACCAGGAACUCCUGGAGAUGCUGGGCCCCAAGGAACUCCCGGACUCCAAGGACCCCCAGGUAUUGCUGGAAAUCCAGGACAGCCUGGUGCUCAAGGUGAACCAGGAUUACCUGGUAAAAUCAUAUCUCCAAUUGGCUCUGAUGCUGUGGUUAUCCCUGGACUCCCUGGGCCUGCUGGGUCUCCAGGUCCUUCUGGAAGCCCUGGUCUCUCUGGUCCCAUUGGCCCUGCUGGUGUUCCUGGACAACCUGGUCCUAAGGGAGAACAAGGCGAAAAAGGUGACAAAGGAGACCAAGGGGAGAAGGGGGGUCAAGGAAAACCUGGUGAACCUGUUUUCAGUGAGAAACUGACAGAAACCCAAACAGACAGACUUUCCUCAGGGGCUGGACAGCCCGGCCCACCAGGACCUCCGGGACCUCCUGGAGAACCUGGUCCACAAGGUCCUGCUGGUGUGUCUAAACAAGGUCCUCCAGGGCGGAGAGGUCCUCAAGGGGAACCAGGUGUUGGUGUACCUGGACCUACAGGUGUGAAAGGAGAACCUGGCAGCUUCAUUCCUACCUCAGAUACCUUCUUUGCUGGACCACCAGGACCUCCAGGACCCCAAGGCCCACAGGGUUCACCUGGUGUAAGAGGAUCACAAGGAUACCAAGGUGAACCAGGUCAACCGGGUCUUCCAGGCAGUCCAAGUGAAGGAAGUGUUGGUUUCCCGGGUCAGCCUGGACCUAUUGGCCCUCAAGGUCCACCAGGCCCAUGGGGUCCAGCGGGGCCUCAGGGACCUAAAGGUGAUGUAGGAGCCCCAGGAGUCCCUGGAGUAUCAACUGGUGGCUCAUACAGUCCUGGCCCCCCAGGCCUACCUGGACCACCUGGUGCACCUGGAAGGGAUGGAAGUGGGUCUGGAUCUACUGAUGUGGGACAAUAUAUUUCAGAAUACUUACAGAGUGGUAACAUCAGGGAAUACCUGGCUGGACCCCCUGGGCCCCCAGGUCCUCCAGGGCCCCCAGGGGACGGGUCGAUUGAUGAUAUGGCCAACCGAGUUAUUUCCUACAUCCAGGGUCGAGGAUAUGAUGGGACUCCUGGCCCUCCUGGUCCUCCCGGUCCACCUGGAUCUGUCUCUAUUAAUGACAUCAUCAACCUAUUACAACGAGAGGACGUGAGGAGAUAUGUAGCAGGCACUCCCGGUCCACCAGGACCACCAGGAGCACCAGGAGCACCAGGCUCAGGCCAUGGCGGCUACAUUAUCAACACCCAGGAGGUGGCUGAACGUGUUCUCAGUCUGAUGAAUGAGAGGGGGCAUGUAGGUGCCCCUGGACCCCCAGGACCUCCUGGAUCACCAGGUAUUCCUGGAAACUUGAUAGGGGUUAAAAUAAAUCAUUUAAAAAAACAUAGUGGUUAUCAAGGGCCUCCUGGUGCCCCAGGUAUCCCUGGUCCACAUGGUCCACCUGGACCAGCAGGACCACCUGGCCCACCAGGAUAUGGGAAUUAUGUCAGUGCAGAUAUUCGAGACUACUUACAAAGAGUUUCCUACAGAGGCCAACCUGGAUUUCCAGGUCCCCAAGGACCAGAGGGUCGCCCUUAUCCAAUCCAUGGAGUGGUUUCCUAUGCUGAGCAUGCUGGCAGAGAGAUGCUUAAAGGAGAACGACAGGAAUACAUGAAGAGUGAUGGCUUGGCAGGAGCUAUGUUUGGACUUCCUGGUCCGCCAGGCCCUCCUGGACCCCCAGGACACAAGGGUGACCCUGGUGUGCCUGGGAGCAGACUCUUGAACCUGGACUCUGGAGACUACUCCAAUAUGGCUGCCAAAGUUACUGAUUACAUCAAAUCUCACGGUCUGCUCAGGGAUGUUCUGAGAGACUCUGAACAUGUUAUUCAAGGACCUCCAGGACCUCCUGGACAUCCAGGAGUGCCUGGACACAGUCAAUUGGUCAGCUGCAGAGAAAACGUUGUAGAUGUGGUGGAAUAUAUCAAAUCCCAUGGUCUCCUGCCCGAGCACAAUGGUCGUGACUUUCAAGGGGUGCCAGGUCCACCCGGCCCUCCUGGUCCCCCUGGAUACAGUCGGUUGUUUGGUUGCCACACAAACGUCACAGAUGUAGUUGAAUACAUCAGAGCACAUGGAGCCAUUGUAGGACCGCCUGGGAGACCAGGACAGAAAGGGGACAUAGGAUUCCCGGGGCCAAAAGGAGAGAGAGGUGAGCCAUGCCUUCCUGGGCCUGAAGGAUGCAGAGGACAAGGGGACAGAGACGAAUUCGCGCUGAGGACAAAAAGAAGGAGAAGGAACAUUGGUGUUUAAAAUUAUAUCAACUAUAAGAACCUUUUUUAUACAUCUCAUAUUGUGUAAUACAGUAUAUGGACCAUUUUUGGUGUAAGGCAGUAACUGAACUAUAAAAAUACAACAAAUUUCCCUCAGUUUUAUUUUUUUUUGUGAUUUUUCUUUUAUUUGGGCAAACUGUCUUUUUGAAUAGAGGGAUUAUGUAUAGUUAUUGUUUAAUUUGUUUACAUUGUUUAAAAUGGUGUCAUUUAGAGAGGUGAUAUCUUUUAUUGUAUGGAUUAAAUGAAUGUAUUUCUCCUUUUAGUAGGUUAUUUGUUAACAUUUUGUUUAUGUUGCUAGUAUUAAGCUUUAAUAGCUUUUCAUUAGUGUGUCACCAGGUGUAACAACAACAAAGAAAAAAACUGUACAGAAGACUUUUUUUUAUUUACAACAAAAUGGAAAUCUACACGACACAGGCUUUCUAAAACUACACAUUUAAAAAAAUGCAAAAUUA
Messenger RNA from Labrus bergylta (ballan wrasse), 5242 nucleotides. Lineage: Eukaryota; Metazoa; Chordata; Actinopteri; Labriformes; Labridae. The record is from RefSeq and is a predicted model, not a curated record.